Molecule: messenger RNA, 6258 nt
Organism: Phacochoerus africanus (Common warthog)
Lineage: Eukaryota; Metazoa; Chordata; Mammalia; Artiodactyla; Suidae
Gene: ADAMTS19
Product: ADAM metallopeptidase with thrombospondin type 1 motif 19
Exons: 24
Coding region: 117-3740 (1207 amino acids)
Biological process (GO): proteolysis; extracellular matrix organization
Cellular component (GO): extracellular matrix
Molecular function (GO): metalloendopeptidase activity
Source: RefSeq, a predicted model, not a curated record
CCCCCGGCAGACAAAGGGCCUGGGCAAACUCGCCGCCCGGCCUCCUUGCGCUCCGGGAGGCGGCGGCGCCCGCGGUGGAUCGCUCACGGAGGCGCGCGCGGGGCCGGGAGCGCGGUAUGGGGAAGAGCCGCGAGAUGCGCCUGACUCACAUCUGCUGCUGCCUCCUUUACCAGCUGGGGGUCCUGUCGAAUGGGAUCGUCUCAGGGCUGCAGUUCGCCCCCGACCGCGAGGAGUGGGAAGUCGUGUUUCCGGCACUCUGGCGCCGAGAGCCGGUGGACGCGGCGGGCGGCAGCGGGGGCAGCGCGGAUCCAGGCUGGGUGCGCGGCGCUACCGGCGGCGGAGGCGCCCGAACGCAGACGGCCGGCAGCUCGCGCGAGGUGCGCUCCGUGGCCCCGGCGCCGCCCCGGGAGCCCGCGGAAGGCCGGUCCGAGCCCCGGCCCGGACCCCUGCCGCCGGGGGGCGAAGAGGACGAGGAGCUUGAAUCGCAGGAACUGCCGCGGGGAUCCAGCGGGGCUGCCGCCCUGUCCCCGGGCGCCCCGGCCUCGUGGCAGCCGCCGCCGCCGCCCCCGUCUCCGCCCCCAGCCCAGCCAGCCGAGUCGGACGGCGACGAGGUACUGCUGCGGAUCCCGGCCUUCUCCCGGGACCUAUACCUGCUGCUCCGGAGAGACGGCCGCUUCCUGGCGCCGCGCUUCGCGGUGGAACAGUGGCCCAGUCCCGGUCCGGGCCCCACGCGGGCAGCAGCCGCCCCGCGCCCUCCCGCGCCGCCCGACGCCGCCUGCUUCUACACCGGGGCGGUGUUGCGGCACCCAGGCUCGCUGGCCUCUUUCAGCACCUGCGGAGGUGGCCUGAUGGGAUUUAUACAGCUCAAUGAGGACUUCAUAUUUAUUGAACCACUCAAUGAUACAAUGGCCAUAACGGGUCACCCACACCGUGUAUAUAGGCAGAAAAGGUCCAUGGAGGAAAAAGUCACAGAGAAGUCAGCUUCUCACAGUCAUUACUGUGGUAUCAUUUCAGAUAAAGGAAGACCUAGAUCUAAAAAAAUAACUGAAAGUGGAAGAAGGAAACGAUAUUCAUACAAAUUACCUCAAGAAUACAACAUAGAGACUGUAGUGGUUGCAGACCCAGCAAUGGUUUCCUAUCAUGGAGCAGAUGCAGCCAGGAGAUUCAUUCUAACCAUCUUAAAUAUGGUUUUUAACCUUUUCCAACACAAGAGUCUUGGUGUGCAGGUCAAUCUUCGUGUGAUAAAGCUUAUUCUGCUCCAUGAAACUCCAGCAGAUCUAUAUAUUGGGCAUCAUGGAGAGAAAAUGUUAGAGAGUUUUUGUAAGUGGCAACAUGAGGAGUUUGGCAAAAAGAAUGAUAUACAUUUAGAGAUGUCAACCAGCUGGGGUGAGGACAUGGCUUCCGUGGAUGCAGCUAUCCUCAUAACAAGGAAAGAUUUCUGUGUACACAAAGAUGAACCAUGUGAUACUGUUGGUAUAGCUUACUUGAGUGGAAUGUGCAGUGAGAAGAGAAAAUGUAUUAUUGCUGAAGACAAUGGCCUGAAUCUUGCAUUUACAAUUGCUCAUGAAAUGGGUCACAACAUGGGCAUUAAUCACGACAAUGACCACCCAUCGUGUGCUGAUGGUCUUCAUAUCAUGUCUGGUGAAUGGAUUAAAGGACAGAACCUUGGUGAUGUUUCCUGGUCCCGAUGUAGCAAGGAAGAUUUGGAAAGAUUUCUAAGGUCAAAGGCCAGUCACUGCUUGCUACAGACAAAUCCCCAGAGUGUCAAUUCUGUAAUGGUUCCUUCCAAGUUGCCAGAGAUGACCUACACUGCAGACGAGCAAUGUCAGAUUCUCUUUGGGCCAUUGGCUUCCUUUUGUCAAGAAAUGCAGCAUGUUAUUUGCACAGGGUUGUGGUGCAAGGUAGAAGGUGAGAAAGAAUGCAAAACCAAACUAGAUCCACCAAUGGAUGGAACCGAUUGUGACACUGGUAAGUGGUGUAAGGCUGGAGAAUGUACCAGCAGGACCUCAGCACCUGGAGUGGCCGGAGAGUGGAGCUUGUGGAGUCCCUGUAGCCGAACCUGCAGUUCUGGGAUCAGCAGUCGAGAGCGCCAGUGUCCUGGGCUAGGUUCUGAAGCGAGGGAUUGUAAUGGUCCCAGAAAACAAUACAGAAUAUGUGAGAAUCCACCUUGUCCUGCAGGUUUGCCUGGAUUCAGAGACUGGCAAUGUCAGGCCUAUAGUGUUAGAACUUCGUACCCAAAGCAUGUACUUCAGUGGCACGCUGUCAUGGAUGAAGAAAAACCAUGUGCCCUGUUUUGCUCUCCUGUUGGAAAAGAACAGCCUAUUCUUCUCUCAGAAAAAGUGUUGGACGGGACUUCUUGUGGAAAUCAGGGAUCCGAUAUCUGUGCGAAUGGCAGGUGUCAGAAAGUUGGCUGUGAUGGUGUCUUAGGGUCUCUUGCAAGGGAAGAUCAUUGUGGUGUCUGCAAUGGCAAUGGAAAAUCAUGCAAAAUCAUUAAAGGAGAUUUUAACCACACCAGAGGAGCAGGUUAUGUGGAAGUGCUGGUGAUUCCUGCUGGAGCAAGAAGAAUCAAGGUUGUGGAGGAAAAGCCAGCACACAGCUAUCUAGCUCUCCGAGACACUGGAAAACAAUCUAUUAAUAGUGACUGGAAGAUCGAACACUCUGGUGCGUUCACCUUAGCGGGAACUACUGUACAUUACGUAAGACGAGGCCUCUGGGAGAAGAUCUCCGCCAAAGGUCCUACUACGUCACCUUUACACCUGCUGGUGCUGCUGUUUCAAGACCAGAAUUAUGGUCUUCACUAUGAAUACACCAUCCCAUCAGACCCUCUUCCAGAGAAUCAGAGCUCUAAAGGACCUGAACCCCUUUUCAUGUGGACACACACAGGCUGGGAAGAUUGCGAUGCCACGUGUGGAGGAGGAGAAAGGAAGACAACAGUGUCUUGCACAAAAAUCAUGAACAAGAAUAUCAGCAUUGUGGACAACAAGAAAUGCAAAUACUUAACCAAGCCAGAGCCACAGAUUCGCAAGUGCAACGAGCAGCCGUGCCAAAUGAGAUGGAUGAUGACAGAAUGGACCCCGUGUUCACGAACUUGUGGAAAAGGGAUGCAGAGCAGACAAGUGGCCUGUACCCAACAGCUGAGCAAUGGCACCCUGAUCAGAGCCCGGGAGAGGGACUGCACGGGGCCCAAGCCGGCCUCCGCCCAGCGCUGCGAGGGCCAGGACUGCAUGACUGUGUGGGAGGCGGGCGUGUGGUCCGAGUGUUCGGUCAAGUGUGGCAAAGGCGUCCGUCAUCGGACCGUGAGGUGUACCAACCCUCGAAAGAAAUGCGUCCUUUCCACCAGACCGCGGGAGGCUGAGGAUUGUGAAGAUUAUUCCAAGUGCUAUGUGUGGCGAAUGGGUGACUGGUCUAAGUGCUCAAUUACCUGUGGCAAGGGAAUGCAGUCUCGGGUCAUUCAGUGCAUGCAUAAGAUCACAGGAAGACAUGGAAAUGAAUGUUUUUCUUCAGAAAAACCUGCAGCAUACAGGCCAUGCCACCUGCAGCCCUGCAAUGAGAAGAUUAAUGUCAAUACUAUAACAUCACCCAGGCUGGCUGCUCUGACUUUCAAGUGCCUGGGAGACCAGUGGCCUGUGUACUGCCGGGUGAUACGUGAAAAGAACCUCUGUCAGGAUAUGCGGUGGUAUCAGCGCUGCUGUGAGACGUGCAGGGACUUCUAUGCCCAGAAGCUGCAGCAGAAGAGUUGACCUCUAGCACGCUGGCUGGCUCACAGCCCUUUGCCAUUGCAUUAUUUAUGAACACACACCCUAGCAUGUUUUUCAGACCAAAUAUUAUCAGAUUACAUAUAAUUUAAUCAAAUUAAUUUAUUUUGGGGGCCUGCCACACAUCCGAUAUGGUGUUUGUUUUGGUUCUGCAAACAAAUUUUGAUGUAUGCUAUAUGGCUUCAUACAUCAUUUUACAUCAAUAAGUUGGAUCCAGUUUCCAGAAUGAAAAUAAAAAGGGAAAAAGGAAAAAAACAACUGAGAUCUUUAGGCUUUCAGAAAAAAACAUUUUUUUUUUUUUUUUACAUUAGGGCUGUCCCUAAGGUGCUACUCUCCCCCACAACAAUACCAUUGCGUUAUCCAGAAUGUAUACUAAUUUAGCAUAAUAGUUUAGUUAUAUAUGGAGGAAAAUCAUUUUUGGGUUUUGGUGUCCUGAUGCAGAAUUAGCCCAUUUUCUGUAAUCUGCAGAAGAUGUGUCAACAUAACAAACCUCAUGGCGUUGAACAGGAUUUUCGAGAAUGUAUCGUGCAUUUGGUUCAGACUUAGAGAUAUGUAUAGGAAAAAUUCUACUGUAAUUAUAGCCUUAUUUUAAUAAUGGAAAAGAAAAGUCAAAAUAGAGACUUUGAUCAUGUUCAUGAACAUGUACUUGAACACAAGUUUUGUAACAAUGAGACACUGUAAUGAUUUACACUGAAUCACCAUUGCACUGUUGAUAUAGUGUAGAGAAACCGUUAUAGAAAUGGUAACAUCCUACAAAAAUGUGUAUUAUUUUAACAUGCUGUCAUUAGAGUUUAGCUUUUUAAAAUAUUGUGAGCAAAGAAAGCAUCGAUUCACCCAUUUCCUUGUAUCUUUUUAGCAGAUUUAUAAAAGAGUAUAGUACUUAGCCUCACCAAUCAUGAGAAAAUUUACUAUUUUUUCAAACUUUUCCCUAGAAACAAGGAACAACCAAAAGCAUAUAAUACUGUGGUAGUUUCAUUGUGGUUUUUUUCUUCUUAAAAAUGAAAACGUUUUACACUUCUGUGAAACCUUUAACAACCAGCUUAAAGGUUUUCUUGUGAGAAAAUGCUGUACAUGAUUCACAUGAUUUCUUAGAUUUUUCAAUAAAAAUAUGUGAAACUUCCUAAUGGAGGCGAUUCUUCGUGAGUCUCUCACCUUUCUCCAUGUCUUGGCACUGUCUGCUUUUAUUCUGGAGUCUCUUCUCGAGGAUAUUGGUGUAAGGAACAGCUUUGGAAGAGGAAGAUGGCGUCCUCUUUGGAGCAGAGGGCAGCCACGCUUAUUUCUCUUUGUGAAAGUUUCAGGUUCCCUAAAAUUAGGAUCUCUCUCCUGUAAUCCAGUUUGCUACAUGCACAGGUAUCACCCGGCUCUCUUCGCAUCACCCCAGAGGAACUGGGACUCCAAGAACCGCACUGAGAAAAUGCCAAUGCUCUGGCUACUGCUUCUGCUAUAUGUGCCCAGGAGUGGGAUAGCUGGAUCAUAUGGACAACUAAACUAGUUUUAGUUUUGUGAGAUACUUCCAUACUGUUUUCCAUCACAGCUGUAUCAAUUUAUAUCCAGUCAACAGUGUAGGAGGGUUUCCUUUUAAGAGGAGACAUGUUUAAUCCAUCCCUUGCUUCCUGAAUCCAUGAAUUGACAAAGAACUAUCAUGAUUUAUUGGUCAGUGAAUCAAACCGUAUACAACAUCUUAGAGGAUCUUCAAAAUGUUUUCAUUCAGCUGGUGCCAGAAUUGAAUCUUUGGAGGAAAAAAGACAUUGCAUUAUUCUGUUAGGCCAUCUGUUCAUGGCGAUGGAGACCAUGGUAAUUCCAGAAAUCUACAUGAGUGGCAGCCCCCUACCAUCCUUUUUUUACCUGUACUAUGAAUUCCCUGAGCAGAAACAGUGUCAUAUUGAAUACCCUACCAGUGAAUGAGGCACUUGAUAAGUUCAUGAAUGGUAUCUUGGCAGACACCUUGCAGACAGGCGAGGCAAAUCCAUACUCAGGGUAAAUGGCUAUUGCUGUGAGAACAAACCACUGUCUGUUUUGUGAUUGAAGUGAUCGAAUGUCAUCAUACUGCAGUCAAGGUCUUUUGGCUGGAUUGACAAGGACUUGGAAGGAGCAUGGUUUGAAAACUGGUGACAAAGGCAUUCUGAGGAAAAGGCACGUGGAUGACUUACAUUCCAUUUGACGGCUUACCAAAGAGCACCCUCAGGAGAGAGGACUCAGCCAUCAGGGGGAUAAGAUGCCAAGUUCUGUGUAUGUUGGUCCAUCUCUUUCAUCAGCCAUCUCUGUCCUUGCCCAGAGGGCCCAGAGAUAUUGGUGGCAGGCCUGGAGAUUGUGUUUGGGCUCAGCUUCACCAUGGCCAGUCUAGCUGCAGUCACUGCUGAGGACUCAACCUAAUAAUAGCAGGGAGGAUGUGGCUGAUGGCACAGCUCUGCAAGAGGACCAGCCCACAAGCUUGAAUGCCUCCUUUGUUUUUCACUAGUUUUAAAAGUGUUAUAUAAUAAAUGCCCAAGGAUUUAUAACCUAA